AUGUUAUUACAAAAAGCUUGGGCGCCACUUACCAUUUGGCUAACAAUUUUGAAUUAUUCCAAUGGAAAUAUCCUCACAACAACCGUUAACAAUGAAGAACCCUACACGCGAGAUUUUUACAGUGUACCCACAACGGUGAAAACCUAUGAAAAUGAUACCGUUCUCUUGCCUUGUGAUUACAAAUCUUCUUAUCAUUCGGUUCGCUGGCUAAGGGAUGAAGAUUUGCUGAUGGAAGCUCCCUAUAUGGAAGAAGUAUCCCUCAAUCGUUAUCAUCUCUUGAGCAAUGGCAGUCUGCUUGUCAUGGAUGUUCAAACGGAAGAUACGGGUCGAUAUUAUUGUGAAAUGUUAACACCAUCCGAAAAGGCGGUACAGGCACAUGCCAUAGAAGUACAGUAUCCUCCAAAGGUGUAUGUAACGCCAAAUGGUUUUCUAGAGCUACCAAUUGGUGCAGUAUUGGAGAUAAUUUGUGAAACUGAAGGUGUCCCCCAACCCGCCGUAUCGUGGACUUAUAACAAUGAAACAGUGGUGGAUUAUUUGGUCGGCAAUCGUCAAACUCAUAUUGUCGAAAUCAAAUCGCGUAAUAUGUCCGGUAAUAUUGAGUGUGUGGCACAGAAUGGUGUCGGCCAACCGGUGGCGGAUGGUGUAGAGUUGCUUGUCCUGUUCGCACCAGAAAUUCGCAGCCCUCAAAAGAUCUACUACUCCAAGGUGAGUGGUCGCAUUCAAAUGGACUGUUAUGUCGAAUCGGCACCUUUGGCUAAGGUACGUUGGUAUCAUGCUGGCAAACUUAUCGCCAUGGGUCCCUACUACACUCGGCAAGAUGUUGAAAUGCCUCUGAACUACACCUACAACAGCCACAACAACAACAAUCAAAACAACCGUUACUAUUCCGAUAUGCGACAUUCGCUGAUAUUGAAAAAUGUCCGCGAAUCCGAUAUGGGCAUGUAUGAGUGUCGUGCCGAAAACGCACAUGGCGUCCAAAGCAAUUAUAUGGAGCUGACAUUCCGUCCAAUGCCGUGUACCUUUAAAACAAGUCCCGACAUGCAGAGCCCGACAUCCCACACCCUGGUGUGGCAGACAGAAAGUUUUUCGCCGGUUAUUGAAUUUAAACUGAAAUUCCGACAAGUACCAUCUGAAACUACAGUCUCGUUCACAACAUUGGCCAGCAGACCAGAAUGGACCGAAUUGACCAUACCAUCGGAUAUUUCAAUAGGACCCAUUUACACCACCACCUACACAUUAUAUGGCCUGUAUCCGGCCAGCAUUUAUCAGGUUGUGGUAUUGGCCCGUAAUCAUUACGGCUGGAGUGAUAGCAGUAAAAUUUUACGUUUUGCUACCGGUGGUGAAGUUGAAUUUCCAAAUUAUUCCACCGAAUCGGAUAGUGGUAUCAGUGGCACUGACGCUGGAGAGCUUGAAGAUCGCAAUGAUGAUUUAGCCAAUGACGCCAACGGAGAUAUGGAGAUAACAAGUAACGAUAUUACGGAAAAUUCAAUUGUCGUCGAAAAAGAUAAGACACUGUACUCAAGCAUGUAUGCGUUCUCCUCAUCGGCAGCGUCCUCAGCAAUGGCGGCUAGACUCUUUGAAUAA
Molecule: messenger RNA, 1584 nt
Organism: Musca vetustissima
Lineage: Eukaryota; Metazoa; Arthropoda; Insecta; Diptera; Muscidae
Gene: wrapper
Product: neogenin
Exons: 7
Coding region: 1-1584 (527 amino acids)
Biological process (GO): synapse organization; homophilic cell-cell adhesion
Cellular component (GO): axon; neuronal cell body; plasma membrane
Molecular function (GO): axon guidance receptor activity; protein binding
Source: RefSeq, a predicted model, not a curated record